Messenger RNA from Symbiodinium necroappetens, 7005 nucleotides. NCBI's taxonomy places the organism in Eukaryota, Dinophyceae, Suessiales, Symbiodiniaceae. The record is from the annotation of a GenBank genome assembly.
AUGCGCACGAAUAUUCGCACCUUUGUUCCGGUGAAGUUCAACGUGCACGAUCUCAAGCCACUGGCUGAUAUAAAGACGCUCCUGCGUCGUUCACUUCUGUUGGUCACCGCAUUAUUUGCAUUGUCUGCUGCUGCAGCGGAAUUUGAAUUUGAAAGUGGCGACAGUUGGCUCGAGGAAGAAGAUACCUUUCUGAAGGUUGACGAAGCGUUUGCGCUGACCGCAGAACUGGACAGCAACGGUGCCUUUGUUGCGCGCUGGGAGAUGCCUGAUGGGUAUUAUCUGUAUCGCCAUCAGUUUUCGUUUGAAGCGAAAGACAACAGCCGCCUGACGCUUGGUGAGCCCGCGAUCCCAGACGGAAAACGUAAAGUUGAUGAUUUUUUUGGCGAAGUGGAAGUCUAUUACCACAAUGCCGAAAUAGUCCUGCCCCUGGAAGCCCAGCCCGGCGUAAAUACACAGAUUGGCGUUAACUAUCAGGGGUGUGCAGAUGCGGGGCUGUGUUAUCCGCCGGAAACAAAAUGGUUUGCCUAUGACGGCAUGCGCCUUAUUUCUGCGUCAUUGUCGACGACUGCAGGCGCGAUAGCGGCAAGUGCAGACAACAUUGUCGAUGCGCAGACAGCUGAAGUGACAACCUCCACCUCUGGUGUGGCCGACACAGAAGAACAACUGUUAGCAGGCAUUCUUGCCAGUGAAAGUCUCUGGUACGCCCUGGCGCUGUUUUUCAUUGCGGGUAUCGGUCUUGCGUUUACCCCUUGUGUACUGCCGAUGGUGCCUAUUCUCUCCAGCAUCAUUGUUGGUGAAGGUGACGACAUUUCGAAGCGCAAGGCGUUUACCCUGUCCUUUGCGUAUGUGCUGGGCAUGGCGUCGACUUACGCUCUGGUAGGCACUUUGGUUGGUCUGUUCGGGGCGGAGCUUAAUCUGCAGGCAGCGCUGCAAUCCCCCGGUGUGCUGAUCUUUUUUGCCCUGGUUUUUGUUCUGCUGUCGCUGUCUAUGUUUGGUUUUUAUGAGCUGCAGUUGCCCCAGGGUCUGCAGAAUCGACUAAACGCCAUGGGGCAGAAGCAACAAGGCGGCAAACAUGUCUCGGUGAUGGUCAUGGGGUCGCUGUCUUCACUGGUAGUAUCCCCUUGCGUUUCUGCACCGCUGGCGGGGGCGCUGAUUUAUAUCUCUACGUCCAAUGACGCAGUUUUAGGCGGUACCGCACUGCUUGCCCUCGGUCUGGGUAUGGGUGUGCCGCUGAUGAUUGUUGGCGGCAGCGGCGGACACUGGCUGCCGCGUGCAGGCGCCUGGAUGAAUGGCGUCAAAGCUGUAUUUGGUGUUGGCCUGCUGGCCGUUGCCGUCUGGUUGCUGGAACGGGUUGUGCCACCGGCUGUCACCCUUGUGUUGUGGGCGGCGUUGCUGAUCGGUAGCGGGGUUUAUCUGGGCGUGCUCGAUUUCUCUCCUCGACAAGGUUUUGCCCAGCUGGGCAAAGCGGCAGGCUCGUUAGGAUUCAUGUGGGGCGUUUUGCUGCUGAUUGGCGCAGCCAGCGGUGCACACGACCCGCUGAAACCGUUGGCCAAAUUAUCUGGCGGGGGUGUCAGUGUGGGCGGUGUUGCGGUCCAUGCAGAGCCUCAGUGGCAAGCGGUUAAAAGUCUUGCGGAUGUAAAGGCGCAGAUUGCCGUGAGCAACAAGCCGGUGAUCCUCGACCUUUACGCUGACUGGUGUAUUUCCUGCAAAGUUAUGGAGCGCAAUGUCUUUCCUGAAGCCGCAGUGGCUGCUCGACUCAACCAGUUCACUCUGCUGCGUGCGGAUGUGACUGACAACGACGCGAUAGAUCGUGAGUUGCUGAAUUACUACGGCCUCUUUGGCCCGCCCAGUCUGGUCUUUUUCGAAGGAGAAGGCGGUGAGUUAACAGAUGUUCGUAUCCAGGGUGAGGUCAAUGCGGAAACGCUGGCUGCUCAUCUCGUGUAUGGCUAUGACACACUGGCAGAUGUGAAUCAGAAGAUCGUUGCGGCUGCGCCCGCUGGCGUAGACGUCAAAACUCUGCAGAGCAACGCCGAACAUGUGUUAAUUGAUGCCGUGCACGAGGCAAAGGCCCAGGGUGUGGAUUUCAUCAUUAUUAAUCCAGGCGCAUUUACACAUACCAGCAUCGCGCUGCGGGAUGCCUUUCUGGGCGUAACGAUACCGUUUAUAGAAGUGCACCUUUCUAACGUGCACGCGCGUGAAGAUUUUCGUCAACAAUCCUAUCUGAGUGAUAUCGCCGUUGGCGUGAUCACUGGCUUGGGUGCCGGCGGUUAUGUUUAUGCGUUGCAGGGGGCCCGGGUGGCAGUGGAUCUACGUAAAGUCAAAAAACUGAUUGAGUUAGUGGAAGAAUCUGCAAUUUCCGAACUGGAAGUCAGCAGUGGUGAUGAAUCUGUGCGCAUUGUCAUGCACCGGCUGCCGGCAGCUGGCACCGGGUCUGUUGCCCCCGCAGUGGUCACUGUGCAAGCGCCAAACGAUACGCCAGCGUCCGGCGCUGCGCUUGAAAACUUUGUCGCGCCAAUGGCCGGCACGUUCUAUCGGCAAUCGCAUCCGGAAGCGCCUGUGUUUGUUGAAACAGGUCAGCAGGUACACGCUGGCGAUGUCCUGUGCAUCAUUGAGAGUAUGAAAAUGAUGCACGAAAUCCGUGCUGCAAAGGAUGCCUGUAUCCAGCAGAUCUGCGUGGCAAACGGUGAGCCCAUCAGAGAAACGCCCCUCUGGUCCAGUGUGCGCGUGCUUGCCUUGCUGCCUGUAGACACCAACAUGGCCGAUUUACAGGUGCAGCUACAAAACCUGCCGCAAAUACCACCGGUGCUGGAUGUGCAGUUUAUAGCUGACCAGAACUGGCAGGCUCAGGUGAAUAACCAUGCGGUGGAUCAGGUUUUUGCGCAGCGUCUGUGGCUGUUGCCGAAGCAUCAGCAGGUUGAUGAGACGCUUGCGCAACGCUACACCCUGUUACGCCUGGAGCCGGGCCUGGCGUUCGGUUCCGGCAGUCACCCGACGACCCGGCUAUGUCUGCAGUGGCUGGCUGAAAAUAUUCAGGCCGGGCAGAAAGUCCUGGAUUUUGGUUGCGGCUCUGGUGUGCUGGCAAUAGCGGCAGCGCUGCUGGGUGCUGAGGUGGUCGCGGUAGACCACGACCCCCAGGCAAUUCUGGCGACACAGGAAAACGCGGAUUACAAUGGCCUAGAUACUCGUCAGGACCUGGCUGCAGAGUUUGAAUCAGUUACCUUGCCCGGUGGUGCGAUUGUUCUGUCGGGGAUUCUGGAAGCUCAGGCCGCAGAGAUUGCGGGUGGUCGAGUGCGCUGUGGAGCGUGUCUGGUGGUGUUUGAUGGUACCGCUCAUUUAAGCCUUGACGGUGAAGACUUCGUUACCGGUGAUGAAUCUGAAGAUGUUGAUGCGCUGCUGGAUGAGCUGAAUGAAAUCUCUGCACGCGAACCUGCUCAGGCACCUUCGAUGCCGAGUCUGUCAGAAGCAGAUUUCAUUCCAGUCUCUGCAGCGCAGAUGGCCAGAGGGCAUCCUGAAGACGCACAGGAUUCAGCGGAUGAUGAAGCCAGCCUGCCGCCGGAAUUGCUGGCAUUGGAAGCCCAGUUUCUGGCCGACAUGCAAAGCUCCGAGGAUGCGCCGCGCAGCCAGGCAGAUAAUCUGCAUGAAAACCCAGAUGAAAAACCAGAUGAAGAUCUGGACGCCCCGGUAGCAGAAGCCUUUGGUAUUUCUGUGGGCGAAGCGCAGCAGUUGCCGGCCACGGUGGACGAGUCUGCGACAGAAGGAUCUGGGGUAGAUACAGAUUCUGACUGGGACGAAUCUGUUGCGGAAGACAUCUGGCAAACAGAUGACACUCAAGCGGAUGCCGCUGCAGCCGAUAAACAGACGCCUGAGCCUGAGGUCGAUCAGGAGAUUGAACUUCAGGCGUUGCCUGGGUCCGCACCUGAAAUGACUCAGAGUGAGCAGGUGUCAGGUCAUCUGCCUGACUUUUCCGAUGUGGAACUGGAACUCGAGCCCGAUACGCCGGACAGACGUACCUGGAUUACCCUGAUCCUGGUGCUGUUGGGUUUGGUGGCGCUACCCGCUCAGGUGCUUUGGUUUCAGUACGAUGCCUGGAGCAUGAAUCCGCAAUAUCGACCGAUUUACGAAACCGUUUGCCGGGUGGCGGGGUGUGAAUUGCCGCCGCUGCGCAACGUCUCCUUAAUUGACGCGCAAAAAUCAGUCAUUCGCGUGCAUCCGGAGCAACCGGAUGCCCGUAUUGUUGAUGUGUUGAUGGUUAACAACGCCGAGUUUGCGCAGCCGUAUCCGUUGAUCGAAUUACUGGCCACAAAUAUGCGUGGGCAGCUGAUUGCCGGGCGGCGCUUCAAACCGGAAGAAUAUCUGGCCGGCGAGGCAGGCGAUGGCUCGUUGAUGCCAUCGCGUACGCCCAUCCACGUGUCCCUGGAGAUCCAGGCUUUUUACGGGCCGCUGCUGGAGCAGAUCGGCGCAAAACAACUGUUUGGGCAGGAUCGCAUCAAGUUUUAUGGCACAGGCAUGGACAGCGCGAUGCUGGCGAUUUGUAUUCCUUACGAUGAGCAAGCGCCUAAUUGCGGUAAUGGCAACAUGAUUGCGAUUCCCGGCGGUUCCCGCGAAGGUGUCGAUAAGCUCUACGCAAAAGCGAUUGAGUUAGCGCCUAUGGCGGGGCUAAGCGAUGUACCCUUCCGCACCAUUGCCUGGCAAUUGGGCCGUCCCUAUCUGGUCAGCGAAAUGGUAUCCAGCAAAGUUGAACUCUGGGAAACGGGCAAAAGUCGUCUGCGUCGGGUGCCCGUGCCGGGUGCGACCCCGGUGGCGGUCCAGAUUGCUGGUACUGACCCACAGGUUAUGGCCGAAGCUGCGCAACGCCAUGUCGAUGAAGGCGUGGAAAUCAUUGAUAUCAAUUUUGGUUGUCCGGCGAAAAAAGUGUGUCGCAAGUUUGCCGGUUCAGCUCUGCUGCAGGACCUGGAUCUGCUUGGCCGCAUUGUUGACGCGGUGGCCCGGGCAGUGCCGGUGCCAAUAACCGUGAAAACCCGUACAGGUCUGACAACCCAGGACGAUUUAGGUGUGCAGGCAGGUUGCAUCGCUGUGCAGAACGGCGCGCAGAUGGUGGUGAUGCAUGGUCGCAGCCGCGCCUGUAAGUUCAACGGACAAGCUGACUAUGCUGCUGUCCGUGCGCUGAAGUCGAAGGUUGAUGUACCCGUGAUGGUUAAUGGGGAUAUCAACAGCGUUGCUGCUGCGCAUCAGGCGCUGGCGGAUUCCAGUGCGGAUGGCGUGAUGAUCGGUCGUGGUGCACUGGGCCAGCCCUGGUUGUUUGCUGAACUGGCGGGUAAACCGGUGCCUGAUAGGCCGGGUAAGUGGCAGAUCAUCUGUACCCAUGUAGAGUUGAUGCACAGUUUUUAUGGCGAACUGGCAGGCCUGCGGAUUGCCAGAAAACAUGUCCUGGCGUACCUGCAGCAUCUGGGAUUAGCCGAGCACGGCAAAGCGUUUCUGCAGCGCGCGCUGCUCAGCGUUUCUGAUAAAACCGGCGUUGUAGAGCUGGCAGCUGCCUUGAGCGCAGCGGGUGUAAGCCUGCUGUCGACUGGCGGCACACAUAAAAUUAUUGCUGAUGCCGGUAUCCCGGUAACCGAAGUGUCUGCAUACACGGGUUUUCCGGAGAUGAUGGAAGGCCGUGUGAAAACUCUGCAUCCGAAGGUACACGGCGGUAUUUUAGGCAGGCGCGAUCUUGAUCAGGCGGUGAUGCAGGAACAUGAGAUCGACCCGAUCGACCUGGUGGUAGUGAAUCUGUAUCCGUUUGCACAAACCAUUGCUAAGCCUGACUGCAGCGAGGCAGAUGCUAUUGAAAACAUUGAUAUUGGUGGCCCGGCAAUGUUGCGUUCAGCAGCGAAGAAUUUUCAGCAUGUCACCGUUGUUGUUGAUCCAGCCGACUAUGCUGAACUGACAGCUGAGCUGGACGGCGGUAUCGCGCUUGAACGGCGGCGUGCAUAUGCGGUGAAAGCGUAUCGUCACACGGCGCAGUAUGAUGCGACGGUGGCGGCCUAUCUCGGUGCAGAUGAGCUUCUGCCGGCUUCUCUCAGUUUAAGCUUCAACAAGUUGAGCGAUAUGCGUUACGGCGAGAACCCACAUCAACAGGCGGCGUUCUAUGCUGAGGCGCUCACCCCUGCGAGUGGUCAGAUUGCCAGUUAUGUGCAGCACCAGGGUAAGGCGUUGUCCUAUAACAAUAUUGCCGACACAGAUGCCGCGCUGGAGUGCGUCAAAGUGUUCACCGAGCCGGCGUGUGUCAUUGUGAAACAUGCCAAUCCCUGUGGCGUAGGUGUGGCCGAAAGUAUGGAAGAAGCCUACAACAAAGCGUUUGCAACAGAUCCCACCUCUGCAUUUGGCGGUAUUGUCGCUUUUAACCGAGCACUGGACGGCGCAACUCUUGCGCAGAUACUUGAGCGGCAGUUUGUUGAAGUUGUUAUCGCACCAGAAGUCAGUCAUGAAGCGGUCGACGUCGCCAAAGCCAAAAAGAAUGUGCGCCUGCUCAGUUGUGGCGCUUUGCGGGACGCAGGCACCCGACUCGACUUUAAACGUGUGGGUGGUGGAUUGCUGGUGCAGUCGCCAGACAAUUUGUGUCUGGACGAGGGUGCUCUGGCGGUUGUCACAAAGCAGCAGCCUACCGAACAACAGAUGCAGGAUUUACUGUUUGCCUGGAAGGUGGCCUGGUUUGUGAAAUCCAAUGCCAUCGUGUAUGCCCGGGACGGUCAGACCAUUGGUGUCGGGGCCGGUCAGAUGAGUCGUGUAAUCAGUGCAAAAAUUGCAGGUUUAAAGGCGGCUGAAGAAGGUUUGCAGGUUAACGGUGCGGUCAUGGCAUCGGAUGCGUUUUUCCCGUUUCGCGACGGGAUUGAUGCUGCAGCGGAAGCGGGUAUCAAAGCUGUGAUUCAACCGGGAGGAUCAAUGCGUGAUGACGAAGUCAUUGCGGCUGCGGAUGAACACGGCCUGGCGAUGGUGUUCACCGGCGUACGUCAUUUUCGCCACUAA